Messenger RNA from Micromonas commoda, 1407 nucleotides. Its product is annotated as set domain protein. The transcript is spliced from 2 exons. The coding region runs from base 1 to 1407 and encodes 468 amino acids. Gene Ontology annotation, molecular function: protein binding; methyltransferase activity. The record is from RefSeq and is a predicted model, not a curated record. Lineage: Eukaryota; Viridiplantae; Chlorophyta; Mamiellophyceae; Mamiellales; Mamiellaceae.
AUGGCGGGCGCGUCCGCAUCAUCCGACGAGCUCGCAUCGCGGCAGCUCUCGCUCCUCCUCGCGCCGCCGACGGACGACGACGUCGCCGCGUAUUACGCCUCCCUCCUCGCCCCGGGCCGGCCCGGCCACGGCGACGUCCUCGUGAAGCCCUCGUCAACGUACCGAGGGCGCGGGUUGUUCGCGGCGCGGGACUUUGCGCAGGGCGAGCGCGUCCUGUGCGAGCCCCCGCUGGUGGGCAUCCAGCAGGAGAGCAACCGCGAGGACGCCACGGUGUGCGCGCAGUGCUUCAGGUACGUCGGAUCGAUCGAGCGCCAGAUCGCGACCCGACUGCUUCGCGACUCGCACAGAGAGGCGUGCGAGGGCGUGGUGGAGCGCCGCGUGCUCGAGGAGCUGGCGCAGGGCACUAGGACCUUGCCCAACUCGUCGCACUUCCCUCUGCCCGAGUGCUUCGAGUGCCACGGGGGUUGCGACCGGAACUCGUACUGCUCCGACGCGUGCGCGUCGAACGCGUGGUCCAGACACGAGCGACACCUCUGCGUCGGGCCGUGCGGCGUGAGUGGGCGGGGUUUAGCCGCCACCGCCUUCGUCAACCACGCCAAGGAGACGAACGACAUCUUCCCGCUCGCCGCGAGGGUUCUCCUCGAGACGGCGUACGCCGCGGAGAACAAACGCAACAAUCGCAUCGAACCCGCGAUGAACCCGGACGACGCGCACGACGACGCGGACCAAUGCCUGGUCGACGCGUGGCGCCCGUACGCCGUGGCGCACAAGGGCGUGUGGUGGGAGACGGUGGCCAAACCGGCGGAUGUUCCGGAUGGCGCCGGCGAGGACGAGUUUCGAGCUUCGAUGCGCGACAUCGCCGCCGAGUCGCUCAACUUGUUGAGAGCCACGCUGGCGCUCUCCGACGCGAACGUGCUGGACCGGUACCCCGGCCUGUUCACGAUAGAGGUGUACGCCGUGGUCAUCGGCAUGUUCGAGCUCAACAACCUCGAGGUUGCCGUCGCGUCCCCCGUGGAGGAUUACUUUCUCGCGGCGGAUGAAACCUUUCCGGAAGAUUCGCCCGAACGUCUCGUCACCGACCCUCUCCUGGACGCGUUGGAUGUGCGAUACUGCGUCCCGUGCGAGGGCACCGGGUUCUUCGCGCUGCAGUCGCAACUCAACAGCGACUGCGACCCGAACGUGACGCCCCUGAAGGACGACGGCGAUGUGGACGGUUCGUGCGUGCUGGUAGCGAAGAGGGCUGUUAAGAAAGGCGAGGAGCUGACGAUGUGUUACGUGGACGAGGACGCGGACGUGAGGGAGAGACGCGCGGAGCUCGCGGAUUACGGGUUCGAGUGCGCGUGCGAGCGGUGCGAGCGCGAGUCGGCGGGCCUCGGCCAGGCGCGCAGGGGCGGCAAGACCAAGUGA